AUGGCUGAGAAAACACCUUUCCCUUCCCCAACCAAGCGAUGGCACACCACAGCCCAACCAUCCGCAUCCCACACUCGGCCUGAACUAUCCGCCAAAGGCAAGUCUGUGGUAGUCACUGGAGGGGGCACUGGCAUCGGUGGAGAGACAGCUCGUCACUUCGCUGCGGCGGGUGCGUCUCGAAUCGCCCUUCUUGGUCGCCGAGAACAGCCCCUUCUCGACAACAAGGCGUACAUCAAGGAAAAGUUCCCCGGUGUCGAAGUCUUUAUCAAAUCCACCGACGUCACCAAAGAGAGCGAUGUAGAGGAGGCCUUCUCCCAGUUUGCCGAGAACGGAAAGAUCCACGUUCUUGUCCACAGCGCGGCUGCAGUCGGACCCAGUAAGGACUUCGAGAACUCUGUCGGCGAGGAAUACCUCGAGGGUAUCAAUACUAAUGUUGCGGGAUCUUUCUGGGUCGCGCGAUCUUUCCUUCGUCACUCGGUGCCGGAUGCGGUCGUCGUCGCUAUUAACUCUUGGGGCUCAUAUUUGAGUGUCAACAAUAACUUCGCUUCUUACUGUGUCGCUAAGCUGGCUACAUACCGUCUCUGGGAUACUGUCGCAAUUUUGAAACCGAAGCUGUACAUUUUCCAUACCCAGCCGGGUGUGAUUCUCACUGAGAUGAACUUGAAAGCUGGCGGCGCUGAGAGCUUCAAGAAUAUUAAAGCCGACGAUGUGUCUCUACCUGCCAGCUUCAACCUUUGGCUUUCUAGUCCCGAAGCUCGGUUCCUAAAGAAUAAAUUUCUAUGGUGCAACUGGGACGUGGAAGAACUCAAGGCCCAAGCCAAGGAAAUUGAAAGCACUCAGAAAUUUAGCAUUGGACUUGUGGGAUGGCCGUUUGAAAACGCCAAUUAG
Hypoxylon trugodes is the source of this 888-nucleotide messenger RNA. RefSeq lists its product as uncharacterized. The transcript is spliced from 2 exons. Gene Ontology annotation, cellular component: cytosol. The coding region runs from base 1 to 888 and encodes 295 amino acids. The record is from RefSeq and is a predicted model, not a curated record. Gene Ontology annotation, molecular function: oxidoreductase activity. Lineage: Eukaryota; Fungi; Ascomycota; Sordariomycetes; Xylariales; Hypoxylaceae.